Penaeus chinensis is the source of this 6609-nucleotide messenger RNA. RefSeq names its product protein lin-10-like. Gene Ontology annotation, cellular component: dendritic spine; cytoplasm; plasma membrane. The coding region runs from base 699 to 3188 and encodes 829 amino acids. NCBI's taxonomy places the organism in Eukaryota, Metazoa, Arthropoda, Malacostraca, Decapoda, Penaeidae. The record is from RefSeq and is a predicted model, not a curated record. The transcript is spliced from 15 exons. Gene Ontology annotation, biological process: chemical synaptic transmission. Gene Ontology annotation, molecular function: protein binding.
GGGGAGUUGAAAAGAACUAAGCGUGUGCAUUGCAAUAUUCCUUUCGCUUUAUUGCAGUGUAUGAAAGUGCCGGCAGUAGAUCAAGAUUGAAUCUCUCUUGAUAAGGUCACAUUGUCAGAACAUAUUGCUCUUCCUCUACAUGCCUCGUCAGCAAAUUGAACUUAGUGAUAUUGACUGUGGGAAGGUAGACACGUCCCCUGAGAAGGUGUGCGACCGUCGCCAGCACCCGUAGCAGCGCCAUCACGAACGGGAACAGUUGUGCUCCGACUGUCUGACAGUACCGAGAGAGCGAGAGGCCGCGUCAGCCACAACUCACACCUGACUCGCACACGUGGCGAGGGCGCGUGUGUACGUGCUCUCCGCGCUGUAGGUGGCUGGAGGACUGGCGAGGGGCCGGGGUGAAGGAGGGUCACACAGGAAAUCGAGAGUGUUGUGUGUUGCUUGGUCGGCAGUUGAUGCAGUGAACUAAAAACAGACGUGUUUAAAAUAAAAACAAAAAACAAUAAGAAAAGUGGAUGUUUUCUUGUUUUCAUGUGGGAGACCCCCACCCCCUGCUGAAAACAGUGGGGUCGGCAGUAUUAUAAAGAGACUCCCCGGAUUUCCCUGGCGGGGAGACGUGCGCCAAGUGUGUCCUCGGCGGCUUGUGCGCGGCAGAAGAGCUGGUGGCGUGACGCCGCGGUGGCUGUCGGAUCUUCAACAUGGUGGUGGCGCCCGACGCUCGCGAGGAGGGCGAGGGCACGCAGGGUUGGCGACGACCGAAAACCCGAACUGUCAUGCCCCGGGCAGCCAAUCAUAAGGCGAAUGGGGGCGGGGCCACAAGCAACGGCUCCACCCCCUCCACGCCCAUUGGUCAAGGUCACCAAGUUUCAGCCAAUCAGACACCUUCCACGCCGCCGGAUAUGGCGGCCUCAAAUAAGAAUAAGAAUAAAAAGGAAAAGGAAACCAACAAGAAGAAAGGACGGUCUAAAGAAGUGAUGAUCCAUGAACCUGCAGUGUUGAUUGAAGGAGUUCUGUUCCGUGCUCGGUACUUAGGCUCAACACAGCUGGUCUCCGAAGGCCAGCCCACUAAGACCACUCGGAUGAUGCAAGCAGAAGAAGCAGUUUCACGGAUAAAGGAUGCAGAUGAUGAUAAGGAAGCGCUGGUGGAUAAUCAUGACCCACAACCACCCCCGGGUCCCCCACACUCUGCAAGCCCACAGGAGUCUCCCAUCUCCCAUCACUCUCCCAUACCUCCUCAGACAGCAUUAAAUUCAAGUUCAUCCAAGGAAUAUAAUUCACCCAGGAAUCUGCAUUCCCCAAGAGAUUCAAAAACCUCCAGGCCCCAUCCUUCACCUAGAGCCCAAGCCAAUCCACAGGUAAUUCAUUCACUGCAGACAGGCCAAGGCUACAGCCCAAAGUCUCCUGAAAAUAUGACUUCUAGGAACACCUCAGCUUGGAGACCAAUGCCACGGAUGUCUCAUAGCAUGGCAGCUUGCCCAUAUGUCUCUGAAGGAAAUUCCAAUGUCACAAUUGUGGCUCCUUUACCAACUGGUAUUCUGGAAGAGCCCAUUGGAUCCUCAGAAAAUAUUGUAUCUAUCCUAGAGCCAAAAGAGCCACAACAGCAGCAACAGGCAGAUAUUAGGGAUGGCAAACCCUAUAUUGAAAGUAAGGCAGAUGAGAGGGAAGAUGUUGAUAAUGAUGGUGAAGAGGAGGAGGUGGAGGAAGAGGAGGAGGAGGAGGAGGGAGUAGAAGAAGAUGAAGCAGAAGUGGAAGAUGAAGAGGAUGAGGAAGAUGAAGAUGAAGAGGAGGAGGAAGAGGAAGAUGAAGAGGAGGAAGAUAGAAGAGAUGAUGACCGGAAAGUCAUAAGAGCAGAUGAUGAAACAGAAGGGGAGGGUGAUAAAAAUGAGAGUAUUGACAGUGAAGAUCAGUGCAUAGAAGUCCUGACGGUAGUCCCAGGAGCCAGUGGAACCACCCCAGAGGAUAGGGAUGAGGAACUGGAUAUAGAUGGAGGUGGUGGGAGCUUGGACUGGGUGUCUGAGGAGGGUGGGGGACCAGGGCUUGGUCCUGCUGGGACAGUAUUCCACCUGCGCCUGGUUGGAUCGGUGGAUGUUGCUGAGGAGUCAGGUAAAGCGCCUGCGCGCAAGACUACCACUUGUAAGCGGCCCAAGAAGGAUAUGGUCAUGGAGGCCGUUGCACGUUUAAAGGCGUUGGCCCCUGAUGGAGAGUCACAGCCCAGCACAGAAGUGGAUCUUUUUAUAUCCACUGAAAAGAUCAUGGUGCUGAACACAGACCUGAAAGAGAUCAUGAUGGAUCAUGCCCUCCGUACGAUCUCCUACAUUGCUGACAUUGGAGAUCUCGUUGUUCUAAUGGCAAGAAGGAGAGUUCUGCCCACAGAUGAUACUGGCAACAACAUACAAAAGACACCUAAAAUGAUUUGCCAUGUAUUUGAAAGUGAUGAGGCACAGUUUAUAGCUCAGAGUAUCGGUCAAGCAUUCCAAGUUGCAUACCUCGAAUUUCUGAAAGCUAAUGGCAUAGAAGAUCACAGCUUUGUGAAGGAGAUGGAUUAUCAGGAAGUUCUAAAUUCACAAGAGAUAUUUGGGGAUGAACUGCAAAUGUUUGCCAAGAAGGAGCUGCAGAAAGAGGACCUAUAUAUCACAAAAACGGUUGUGGUACCAAAGAUGAAGAGUGAAAUCUUGGGUGUGGUGGUUGUCGAGUCAGGUUGGGGAUCUAUGGUCCCAACUGUGGUCAUAGCAAACCUCUCACCCACGGGUGCUGCUGCAAAGUGCGGCCAAUUGAACAUCGGUGACCAAAUAAUAGCUAUAAAUGGCGUUUCAUUAGUGGGAUUGCCCCUCUCAACUUGCCAGAACUAUAUAAAGAACACAAAAUAUAACACAGCCGUGAAGCUCACAGUUGUACCCUGUCCACCUGUUGUCGAAGUGAAAAUUCGAAGACCUGACACAAAAUACCAAUUAGGUUUUUCUGUACAAAACGGUGUUAUCUGUAGUCUAUUACGAGGUGGAAUAGCAGAGCGUGGGGGCGUACGUGUUGGUCAUCGUAUUAUUGAUAUAAAUAGUCAGUCUGUGGUUGCUGUUCCUCAUGAAAAAAUUGUAAAUCUUUUGGCUACUUCUGUUGGUGAGAUCCGGAUGAAGACCAUGCCUACUUCAAUUUUCCGCCUGUUAACUGGCCAAGAAACUCCACAGUAUAUAUAGUGCUUCACCUUUUGUGCUGUCCAUGCAUACUAAGUGCCACAGCCAUUCUCUCUCUCUGUGUGGGUGGAUUAGUGUGUGGGUGGAUCCAAAAGGGUGCCAUUCAAAUUAUCUGCACAUUGCUUUCUGACAACCAAAUGUGGCCAGCAUUCUCAUCUCAAAAAACUUGUAUAGUGAAAAUUACACAAAACCUCUUUGAAAAAAGUCCAGUAAAAGCUGGAGGACACUGCUCUCUGCAACAUGAAGAUAUAUGACCUAAAUGAUCAACAUACAAGGAGCCACUCUUUAUUGUUUCCAGAGUAGCACUAUGCUUACAGUAUAUACCAUGUGAAACAUGUUGGUUUGAAAGUAGGGUAUAGGUGGAUAAAUUUUUUGAAAAUUUAGUCUCUAAAUAUAUGAUAGCAUGUUUGGAUUAAGGGCUUGUUUCUUAUAUUCCAUUAAUGGAGGUAAAAAAAAUAUUUUAUACCACAAAAUGAGAAAUGAUUUAAUUUCAUUACUGCAGCACUAAAAUAAAAACUGAAAAGUAAUAAAUGUAAUGACAAUUUGCUUAUUUCUUUGUUUAGUGAAAAGUUUAUGCCCAGAAAAAAUUCAUUAAUAUUUAGAAUAAAAUUGAUCCUUUGUCCCACACUGCUGCCUAAUCAAAUAUCCAGUGGCAAGAGAAUAAUGAAAGGGUUCAAAUCCAAUCUAUGUAUUAUACAUUUUUUUAAAAGUUACUGUAAGAGGAAGCACUGUAAUAAAGAUACUACAGAAUAGAAUACAAAUAAGAGAACAUUAUAAGGAUUGUAAGAAUGAAUGGAAGAGUUCCAGCUGUGUAAUAAAAUUAAUAUUCAAGCUUCUGGCUGUGCUUUGAUUACAUGGCAAAUGGCAAAAAUGGCAUGAUUUUUUCAAUAACAUUGUGAUUUGAAGUGCAUUUAGGCUUUAGAAAUACAUUUCAUUGUGUAACUGGUUUUCCACUUGCAUAGAUUAGGUAAUAUAUAAAAGAAAUGCCUUCAAAUGAAGUACUAUGGUAUCACUAUUAGUUAGGAAUAGCUACUACAAUAUAUAUGGUACCCUUUUAUUUGUGUGUGGAUGUAACAAUUGUAUCAGACAGCUGAGUUCAAUAAGACAAUUCAGCUAACCACAUGAAAAAAAUUAUUUCAUAAGUCAGAGACUGAACAAAAUGUUUCACUUGAAUAAUUUAAACUUUAGCAAACUACUAAGUGUUGCUAAGAAACAGGGAAUAUUUUAUUGUUCUUAGCCUGGGAAAAAUUAUAUUUUUAUUUAGUCCCUAUUAUGAAUAGUCUACUGUGAGCUUAUAUGACCAUUUGAUAUUAAUUACUCAAAGCUAUAGUACCUCGUAAACAGAAAAUUCCUGCAGUUAAAUAAUGCUUUUAAAAUUAAUAUUGAAAGUUCAUAUUUUUUACUUUAUUCUUAUUAUUCCUUCAAAAUAUAAGUUAGUUAUAUUUUCACAGUCACUGCACAAGUAUUUUAGUUCAAAGUGUAAAUUUGCUUCUGUCCAGGGAAAACUCCGCAAAACUGACAAAGUAUAGUAUCUGAGAGUAUUGUGAUGGUAAGUAAAUGACUGUAUAUCAUAAACAAAGAAAAGAAUAUAUAUACAUAUAUACAAUAUAUGCAGCCAAAUUUACUUUGCCUUUAUUUGAAGGUAAUGACUUGAAAGUUGUGCAUACAAUUUUCCCUUUCCUGAUAAUUAAAAUUUAAGUUUAUAUAGAGGAGCAUAUCAUUAAAACCAAUAUAAACCCUUGCAGGACUCAACUUAUUUGCCACUGAGCUCAUAAUUGUAGAGGAGUUCAGUGGGCUGGUGGAAGAUAAUGUCAGGCUCAUUUUACUCUUGUGUAAAGUCACUUGGUUGUGCCAGUAUUUCUAAUGAAUUUAGUAUACCUUUUCCACUGCAGGAUACUUUUAACUUAUAGGAUCAAAUGUAUGUAUGCAUAAUUAUUUUAACAUAUUCCAGCUCUCAUGGAACUGCCCACUCUUUUAGCAUAUAGUCCUGGAAUUAAACUUUUAUGUAAACUGAUGAGUGAAAUACUCAAAAGUAAAGAUAGCUUACCAUUAUCUUCCAACAGUCUACAGCAUUGUGUACUGUGUUGCCUUUGUGCCUGAUAAGGAAGAGCAAGUAAGCUGUACAGUGUACAUGGAGUCUCAACAAUAAAUUUGUGAUGGUAGGGAAACCUCUGUACAGUAUAUAUAUAGUGCUAUCAGGUUUGUCUUAUUUUUAUUAUAACUUAGGUAAGACAUGAGUAGACUUACCCAUGUUCAAUAUUUAUAAUGUCCACAUUGUGUUCUGUAUGUAGUAUUUUCCUCAAGUUAUUCUGAACAUCUUACAUUAUGAGUGCACAAGCUGUCAGGUGAAGUACUUAUGAUGUACAUAAUGCUCUAUAUGACUUCAAAUAUAUCACUAUAAUUAUUUAAUGAGGUAUUGCUUCAGAGUACAGAAUUUCUCUGCUUGCUUCUCUGUAAUUUGAUGCAUUUUAAGAACUUUGGAAACCUCAAGGUGAGAGAUUCACUCCCAUGGAGAAAGGCCUUGAGAUUUCAUAUACUGUUUAAAAUGUUCUCAAAUGUCUUGAUGGAUGACUUGAACGUAUAAACAACAGUGGCAGAGGAAUGUAUUUACUCAUGUAUCUAGUACUAAAUCAUAUAACAGUAUAUAUGAAAAAGUUUCCAUUACAUAAUCAGAGUGUCAGCAUGUAAUUGCAGCUCCUUAUUGAGACCUGUAAAAAACUGUCAUUAUUUCAAAAAAUCCAAAAUGCAGAUUUCCUUGAGUUUUGUAUUUAGCAAUAGCACAUAAAAAUGCUAAACUUAAUUAAUUGCUAAACUAUCAGCAAUACUGUCAUUUCAUGAAGGUAAACCUUCAAAUGUAAUCCUAAAUUUCAUGUUUAAACUAAAAACUGUGUCUUAUAUAUAUAUGUAUAUAUAUAUAUAUAUAUAUAUAUAUAUCUGUAAGGCAGAGUGUAAGGUUAUGCAGCAUUAAGCACCAAACUUUUGAUUGCACUACCAUCAUGUAUGUGGUCAGUUCACAGCAAAGUUGAAUCAGCUCAUGCACUGCAGUUCAGCUGAGCGGUAUUUUCUAGGAGGUGACCAUGAUUCCAAAUGUAAUGCUUACCUUACACUCUCUCUUCUCAGGAAUUCAUUUGGUGCAUUUAAAAUCUUCACUUGGGGAAAAAAGAAAGAUGGAAAACAAUAGUUUCAUACCAACUGCCAUACUAUGAAUUGGCUCUCUGUAGUCCGAGAACAGGAAUAUGCUCUUCUACAAUUUCUGCCUCGUGAUCAUGUCUUAAAUGUAUCUGUUAUAAUAAUGAGUUAUGAAACCAAAGGAUGAGAUCAGUAAUAACAUUAGGAAAACUUUUGUGAUGUCACCACGUUGUGUGCCAUAUGUACUGAAGUCUGUUCUGCCAGUCAGUUCUUAAUAAAAUGGUUGUUAAACACA